Ailuropoda melanoleuca (giant panda) is the source of this 4999-nucleotide messenger RNA. RefSeq names its product C-X3-C motif chemokine receptor 1 (gene CX3CR1). The transcript has 3 exons. The record is from RefSeq and is a predicted model, not a curated record. Bases 438 to 1508 code for a protein of 356 amino acids. Gene Ontology annotation, molecular function: C-C chemokine receptor activity; C-C chemokine binding; C-X3-C chemokine receptor activity. Gene Ontology annotation, biological process: calcium-mediated signaling; G protein-coupled receptor signaling pathway; immune response. Gene Ontology annotation, cellular component: external side of plasma membrane; membrane. Lineage: Eukaryota; Metazoa; Chordata; Mammalia; Carnivora; Ursidae.
CUUCCUCAAACGCCAGCAGGCCACCCAGCCUGGGACACUGCAGUCCUACCUGCAGCUCUGUCCUGGCCACCAGGACUAAGGAGGAGGCCAGGUGGGAGCACACAGGACAGCCUGCCCGUGGGAAGACGCAGCUACGAGUGCCACAGUGGUGCCGGGGCACAGGCUGAAAGAUGGGCAGCGGAGGAGCCAGGAAGGCCGUGGAGGAAUCCCUGACCCUUUAGUAAACAUGUGCCUGGGGUGCUAGACCCGAGGUAGGACCCAGGAGCAGGAGCCAUCAGAAGUCGUGUUUGCCUUGUAGGUGAGCCAGGCAGAGUCUCUUUCAGUGGUGGGGCCUGAGGUGCUGCAUUUCUAGUAAGCUCCCAGUGGCUGGGACUAUCCUUUGAAGAGAGAAGCUGUGGUUCAUUUAAUCAGCAUCCCAACGCAGCCUGGCCUUCACCAUGCCCAUCCACUCCCCUGAAUCAAUUUUAGAAUACUUUGAGUACGACGAGUCUGCUGAAGCCUGUGAUAUGGGGGACAUCGUGGCCUUUGGGACCGUCUUCCUGUCCAUACUCUACUCCCUUGUCUUUGCCUUUGGCCUGCUGGGAAACUUGCUGGUGGUGUUCGCCCUCACCAACAGCCGGAAGCCCAAGAGUAUCACCGACAUUUACCUCCUGAACCUGGCCUUGUCUGAUCUGCUCUUUGUAGCCACCUUACCCUUCUGGACUCACUACCUGAUAAGUGAACAAGGCCUUCACAAUGCUGUGUGUAAACUCACCACGGCCUUCUUCUUCAUCGGCUUUUUUGGCGGCAUUUUCUUCAUCACUGUCAUCAGCAUCGAUAGGUACCUGGCCAUUGUCCUGGCAGCCAACUCCAUGAACAACCGGACUGUGCAGCAUGGCGUCACCAUCAGCCUAGGUGUCUGGGCGGCAGCCAUCUUGGUGGCAGCACCUCAGUUCAUGUUCACAAAACAAAAAGAAAACGAAUGCCUUGGUGACUACCCUGAGGUCCUGCAGGAUCUCUGGCCUGUGCUCCGCAACGUGGAAGCAAAUUUGCUUGGCUUCCUGCUCCCCAUGCUCAUUAUGAGUUACUGUUACUUCAGAAUCAUGCGGACACUGUUUUCCUGUAAGAACCACAAGAAAGCCAAAGCCAUCAAACUGGUCUUUCUGGUGGUCAUCAUGUUUUUCCUCUUCUGGACACCCUACAACGUCAUGAUUUUCUUAGAGACACUUAAUCUCUAUGACUUCUUUCCCAGUUGUGACAUGAAGAGGGAUCUGAGGUUGGCCCUCAGUGUGACUGAGACAAUCGCGUUCAUCCACUGUUGCCUCAAUCCCUUUAUCUACGCAUUUGCUGGAGAGAAGUUCAGAAGAUACAUUUACCACUUGUAUAGGAAAUGCCUGGCCGUCCUGUGUGGUCGUCCUGUCCAUGUCAGUUUCUCCCCGACUGAAUCACAAACGAGCAGGCGGGAGAGCAUGCUGAGCAGCAAUUUUACUCACCACACCAGUGAUGGAGAUGGGUCCAUCCUUCUCUGAAGGGAUACCCAAAGCCUUGUCCCCACAGAGAGCCUCCAGUUCCUGAGCCUGACACUGAAUAAUGAAGACAGACUUUUUUGUUUCUUACAUGCAAGAAAUGAUGAACUGAAUGCCCCAAAACAACCCUAAAACAUUUUUGAGAAUUCUGCCCAAAAUUUGAAUGAUAAAGGGUAGGCAUGUCUCUAACUGCAAAUGUCAGGACGUUUUGUUUACAAAUGAUAAAAAUUCAACUCAGACUAGCUUAGCUAAAGAGGAGGUAGAGAGUAUUAUUCACAUGGUGGCAUGAACAAGAGGGUGGCUGAGCCCUCAAAGUAGAAACUAGAGCUUGAGUCCAGCUAGAAUUUUCUCUCUCUGGCUCUCAAAUCUCUGAGUGGUGACAGAGCUCCCAGACACAGCUUAGCCAAUAGUGAGGGACUGAGACCCAUCCCUCUCUGGUCCCGAGGUUAAAAUUCCCAGAGAAGGGCUCUCAUUGGCCAAGUUUGAAUCAGAUGUCCAUCCCUGGACCAGGUUAUAUCCAUGGGGCGAGAAUAGAUAAGAUGGCAGCUUCCACUCCAGUCUCAUGGUUACAGGUGCAGGAAGACAUAUUUCCAAGAAGCUGGAGGGGCGGGUGCUAUUUUGAUCUGACAGAACAAGAGCUGCCCACUAACCUUACUAUGUGUCUGGGCCAGCCUCCUCACUGAUUACACCAGCCAGCACACACUGCCAACCUCCUCUCCCUGAAACCCCAAAGUUACAAUGAUUGCCCAGUUUCUACUACAUCAAAUUUAAGACCGUCCAUCAUGCAGUCCUACCAACAGAUUCCCCAUUUCUUCCCCUUCCCAAAAGAAUCCAGCCUCUCAGCCAGCCAGGUCUCUUCCAUCCAGCCUUAUGCAUCAUCACCUGCUUCUAGGACCGGGGACAUAAAUAGAAAGAACCCUGGCCCAAACUAGGAAGGGAUGGUUUCCAAUCCCAGCUCAUCACUUGGCCUGCUGGGUAGCUUGGAGCCAGCCUCGCUUCAGCUUCCUCAUCUGUAGAACGGAAAUAAUGGUACUUUUUACAUAAGGAGCGUCCUUUCCAGCACAAGGAGCCAGCCACCAAUUCUUGCAGGUCCCAUCCCUCUUAUCUGGUUCGCAGACUUCAGCUUCCCCCACCUGGCGCAGAGCUCAGGGGACAGUGUUGGCAGAGCCUUGGCUCUGCUGUUUGAUGCAGCUCAGAUACAGAGGAGGCUGGUUCCUACAGUGGCACUCAAUGGACACUCCUAGAAUUCAGACUGAUGAUCUUCCCUGACCCCGCCCUCCAGACUGCCUGAAUGUGCCUUUCCAAUUGCCUUGUGACAAACCCCUUGCCCAUCUAGAGAGAACCCUCUCAUUCAUGCCACUGCCAACCUGGAGAGCCAGGGUCCCAGAAGCAGUAUUUUCCCGCCUUUUCAGUAGACUUCUGGGUUGGUCAAAUACUUUAGAGCUUAAAAAAAUGAACUGUAAUAAUGCCAAAGAGAAUGUCACCUAUAACCUAACCAUGCAAUACCUUCAUUUGCCCACCCAGAACUUGUUCACACUUUCACAUGUCUAGAGUUGAAAGCAUCAUGUACAGACUAUUUUGUAAUUUGCUAUUUUUCUCUCUAACAUUAGGCCACAAAUAGUUCUCUGUUUCUGUAUAGUUUUGUAAUGAUGGCUCUAGAAGUCUCUGCCAGCUUGUGUACUCGAAGGCUUUUGACUCAUUGCCGUAUUUCUGACACAUCCUUGGCACUCUGUAUGUUGGUUUAAUCAAUGAGAGAAUGAAUCAUGUUCCAUCAAGAUCGUGUACCGUAAUUUACUCACCAUUAUCCUGUUGAUAAACUUGUUUCCAAUAUUUAGCAGAGGUAUAGUUACAGUGCUUCUGUCUGUGUAAUUCCCUUUCUCCUCUUCAAUGAUUUCCUUUGGAUAAAUUCCUCAUCACAGGGGUAACUGGGAAAAGGGCACAGGAAAUUAUUGGCUUUGGACACAUACAGACAAAAUUAUUAUGAAAUCGUUAUUGGGCAUAUAUUACAUGCAUUAUGUGGGCUCAGAUCCAGAGUGGUUCCAAAGAUGAGUGAGGCCAUACCUCUGCCCUCAUUGAUCUAACAUUCAAGUACAGAACAGAGAAGUAAACAAAUAAACAUACUUUGCACUAAUUGGUCACACAAGAGCAGUUGGACUUGAGUCUUUAAGGGUAAGGAGCUCUCCAGGCAAAGGCAAAGGAGGGGAUGGCAUGCUAGGCUCAGUGAAUGUCAUACGUAAAGGUGUGUAAGGGCAUGGGGAUCUUAAGACGUGGGAAAAGUGUGUGAAUAUUGAAAGGCAUUAGGAGCAGAGCGGGUGGGGAGACCCUUCUGGAACAUUGGCUCAAACAACUAACAGAGGAGCACAUUCUCCUCAGGUUAUCCACAAGUUUGUUUGAUUAUCACUUGAACCUCUUUGCAACUAUUGAAUCAUAAAACUUUUAAUUAAAUUUUAACUUAUUUCUGGACUCCCAAGAAAAAAGGGAAAAACUAUUCUGGCUUGAGAAAUAAAAGUAGAGAGACAAGCACUUUCACUUCUAAAUGGAAAUUAAAUUUGUAUCAUAAGAACCAUUCACUCAUUCAUUUUGCUGAAUAAGACAGAAUAGGGAGGAAAUAGGGAAGUUUGCUGAAAAACUCUAAAUAGCAACGAUGUUGGUGGCUACGUAAAGGAAGGCACAUUUGAAAAAGACGGUUGGCCCCAAGAGCACAGUGGGAUCUGACCCACCACUGCUUCUGGGUUCUGGGCUUCCCAAAAGAAGACGGAAAUGGUGGACUGCAAAGGCAGAGGGAGAUCUGUGAUUGAGUCCCAACAUAUUAACUCUGUGACCUUGGGCAAGUUACUCAACCCUAACCCUAACCCUAACUCUGAGGCUGUUUCUCAUUUGAAAAAUAAGAACAAAAGUAGUGCCCAGCUCCUAGGAUUAUUGUGAGGAUUUAGUAAAAUUGCCUUCACAAGGCUCACAGGGCAAGCCUGGAAAAGCAAGGUCAAAUAAAUGGUCAUGACUAUUUUUGGUUUUUCCUCCUUCUUCUUUCUGUUCUUCGAUUGAACCCUUCCCAAUGAAGAAACUUGUCUCCCUUGUCCUUGCCUUCUCACUCUUCUUAGUCCCAGAAUCACAGACUUGUCCGUGCCAAUGAGGGACAGGAGACCCAGAGGGGGCCAGAGGCUUGUCCAAGAUCAUGCAGGGAAUUAAUGAAAGGGGUAGAUCCCUUGACUCUCAGUCUGCUGAUUUUUUUCUCAUCUUGAUAAAAAUAGACACCAAUCCUAUGAUAACUGUAGUUAACAAUGCUGUAUUGUAUAUUUAAAAGUUGCUAAGAGAGUAGAUUUUUAAAAUUCUGAUCACACACACAAAAUUCUAACUGUGAGGUGAUAAAUGUCUAAACUAACCUUAUUGUGGUAAUCGUUUUGUAACAUGCAUGUACAAAAUCACUACCUUGUGCGCCUUAAACUUACACAAUGUCAUAUAUCAAUUAUAUCUCAAUAAAGCUGGAAAAAAAUACA